AUGGUGACGGCGACCGCCCUGCAAUCUGCUGCACAUGUGGAGGCUGAGGGCGUGGCAAAAAGGAAGAGAAAACCGUGUUCAGAAGUUCUGAAUGUUUCUGGGUCCACUAAAUCUCAAAAGGUUUAUGUGGAACCUCUAGUUGAUGAAGAACAUAAAGAAGAAAUUAAGCAUAACAUCCCUUAUAAUGAUAAAAAUGACCAUCAUUUUAAAGAGGAAAAAAAUUAUGUGUUCACAACCCAAACUCCAACUGGCUCCCAGUCUGAAAUAUCCGUGAAAGCAACAACUGCUGUGGAUUUUUCUCUAAGAAACUAUAAACUCAAUGAGACAUCUGAAGCACCCAGUGAAGAACCCUCCAUACAAAGAAUUCCAAAAACAACCGAGGUUCCAAAUGAGCCUGCAUUUUGGACAAUGUUAGCUAAAGUUUUAAAUGAAACAGUGCCGGAGGAAGAAUCAAGAGAUCAAUUAUUCCAAGCAAUUCCAAGCUCUGAUUUGAAUGCUACAAGUGAAGACCAAGGAGUAGAAGCACAGGAUAACAAGUUAAAACUAAUGCUGGGCAUCUCCCUGCUGACCCUCCUCCUCUUCACCAUCCUCCUGGCAUCAUCUAGUGCCUUGCUGUACAAACUGAAGACCAGUUAUAACAAGCAACUUGAGCGUCAGUACUCCAUCCACCCCGAGCUGGCAUCGCUGUCCUACUUCCAGCCGGCCCAGGGCGUCUCAGACUCAUCCUUCUCUCGGAGCGCCGAGAGCAGCACCCUUUUGGACCCAGGAAUGGGCAUGACAACCUCGGAUGAAUACAUGCGUUAG
Myotis lucifugus (little brown bat) is the source of this 804-nucleotide messenger RNA. RefSeq names its product equatorin (gene EQTN). Gene Ontology annotation, biological process: fusion of sperm to egg plasma membrane involved in single fertilization; endocytosis; acrosomal vesicle exocytosis. The transcript has 9 exons. The record is from RefSeq and is a predicted model, not a curated record. The coding region runs from base 1 to 804 and encodes 267 amino acids. Gene Ontology annotation, cellular component: plasma membrane. NCBI's taxonomy places the organism in Eukaryota, Metazoa, Chordata, Mammalia, Chiroptera, Vespertilionidae.